This is a messenger RNA of Bubalus bubalis (water buffalo), 3120 nucleotides long. Its product is annotated as vomeronasal type-1 receptor 4-like. The coding region runs from base 1384 to 2313 and encodes 309 amino acids. Gene Ontology annotation, biological process: G protein-coupled receptor signaling pathway. Lineage: Eukaryota; Metazoa; Chordata; Mammalia; Artiodactyla; Bovidae. The record is from RefSeq and is a predicted model, not a curated record. The transcript has a single exon. Gene Ontology annotation, cellular component: membrane. Gene Ontology annotation, molecular function: pheromone receptor activity.
UGCAGUUUUGACAGGAGGGGAGGGGAGGACAGCGUCUCAAAGCCAUUUAUCAGGAUCUGGCUGCCUCCCUCCCACACACAUCCUGGGUAUAAUGACCAUCCCACCAAGCCCUUGUCCUGCCAGCUGGAAGGUAUGUUCGUUGUACUUUCGUCUGAGCAGCAGAGUCUGUGAGAGAAAGGCAUAUCAAGAUUCUGGGUAAGUGAUCAGAUCAGAAUCAGACACCAACACCAAUUUGUUGACAUUCUAAGAAAUCUAGUAUGUCAGUUUAUGAAAGUCACAAGAAUACAUGCUUUACAAGUGCUAAAUUUUGCCUCUGUGUCUUGUAUGUAAUGUCAAUUGCAAAUAUUAAUUCAUUGCUAAUUUAUUCACAGGGCUCAGACAAUAACACACUGGUUCAGUAUACGAUUGGACAAUAAUAAUUUUGUUUUGUCUUAAACUGUUUUAUCACAUGCUAGUGUUUUAUGCCCUAAGGUUUAUUGCCUACAUAUGAUUAUUCAAACAUUUCUAUAAUAUAUGUUAUUUCCGUUGUGUUUCUGUCAUAGGAACAAAAGAGUCUUUCUGUUGCCAUCCUCACAGUGAAGCAUUCUCGUCUUCAUGACAUUGCCUUGUCCUGAGGCAGGUUCCUGCUGUAUUCUACUGCCAGCAGUGAUGUUCAUGUAUUAAGAUGCUAAGACUCUAUUCAGAAUACGUGGUAGCAUAGAAUAAAGCUUUACAAAUAAAUGGAAUCAUGUUAUAUGAAAAUUACAAAAUACCACAGGUCUACAAUCAAUAGUUGUGAAAUCAAAAUCAAAUACAGAUCUGGUUUAUUAUAUGCUUGCAACUAACUAGCUGUUUUCAUGGCUGGUGAUCAGUGCACUCUUUUUUGUUUUGUCUUUGACCAUGCAUCAAAGUUCAUGGAAUCUUAGAUCCUGGACCAGGGAUUGAACCUGGACCCUCUGAAGUGGAAGGCAGAGUCUUAAUCAUUUAAGCACCUGGGAAGUUCCUCGAACCACUGUCUUGAGUAGCCCAAUGGGAUUCAGUCCUCACUCUGCAUUAAGAAGCAGAUUUGACAAAUACUUAACCUGUCUGGGUAUAGGUUACACUCCUCUGUAUAACCAAGAUCCCUUCAGUUCCUGGCUAAUAAAUUUGUGAAGAAGAAGAAGAAGUGAUCACAUGAGUAUCUCCAGUGAUUAACUUUACAUAUUAGUUCUCUUUAAAUGUUAUACAUGGAACCCUUUAAAGGCUGCUGGUAACAGAAAACACAAGAAGCAAAUAUUUCCAAGUGGGAACUAUUGUUAAGUGGAGAAUAUUGGAUUAGAGUUGACACUAUGCAUGUAGCCCACGCCUCAUAUUCCCACGCAGGACAUUCUAACUCACAAGUACCAGUGACUGUGAACUGAGAGGAUGGCCAGCAGCUUUUUCAUAAUAGGCAUGAUCAUCUUAACACAGACCGUGAUUGGAAUCCUGGGGAAUUUAUCACUCCUUUGCAGUUAUAUCAUCCUUCAUGUCAUGGGUAACAGGUUAAGGUCCACAGAUUUGAUCCUUAAGCACCUGAUUGUAGCCAACUCCUUGGUCCUCCUCUGUAAAGGGGUCCCCCAGACAAUGACAGUGUUUGGGUGGAAGCAUAUCCGUAGUGAUUUUGGCUGCAAACUUCUCUUCUUUCUGCACAGAGUGGGGAGGGGAGUGUCCAUCGGUAGCAUCUGCCUCUUGAGUGUCUUUCAGGUGAUCACAAUCAGUCCCUGGAACUCCAGGUGGGCAGUGCUGAAAGUAACAGCUCCCAAGUAUGUGGUUCUCUCUCUUUUCCUGUGUUGGAUCCUGCAAAUGUUGGUAAAUGUAAUUUUUCCUUUCCAUAUAACUGGCAAAUUGAGUGACAAAAACAUCACAAAGGAAAAAGAUUUUGGCUACUGUUCUUCUAUUCUCACUGACAAAACCAAAGACGCCUUGUAUGCAGCAUUGCUAUCACUCCCUGAUGUUUUAUGUUUGGGGCUCACACUCUGGGCCAGCAGCUCCAUGGUUCUCAUCCUGUACAAACAUAAGCAGCAAGUCCAGCACAUUCGUAGGACCGACGCCUCCUCCAGGUCCUCCCCUGAGUCCAGAGCUACUAAAACCAUCCUUCUCCUGGGGAGCACCUUUGUCUACUUUUAUAUUGUUUCCUCCAUCUUUCAAGUACUUUUGGCUCUUUUUGAUCAACCCAGCCGUUUCCUUGUGGACAUCUCUGUAAUCAUUGCAGCGUGCUUCCCUACUGUCAGCCCCUUUCUGCUCAUGAGCCAUUACUCCAGUGUACAAAGGCUCUACUUUGCCUGGAUAAGGAAUGCAAAGUCCUUACUAUUAUGAGAAAAGUGUGAAUUUUAUUUAUUUCUAUAAUGAGCCAUUGCCAGUUCAUUUAUUCACCCUCAGAAUCCUAAUUUAAAUUUUGAAUCUCAAUAUUAUACCAGACAUGCCAAGCAUCUUCUUCAAUAUAAGACCAAUUGAAAUAUAUUGUCAUGAAAUGUGAAUAUAUCAAUUAAGUUUUCUUGUAGAAAAGGAGUUCAGAUUUAUGCAAUAAACAACAGGUCUUAAAAUAAUCUGCAUAUUAUGAAGUGUUAAAAUGUGGUACUUUCAGUCUAACAAAACGAAUUUCCCAGAAAUGAAGUAGGUAUGGAAUUAUAGAUAAAAGUAUACAUGAAGAUGGAUCAGUGUGUACAGUAGUCAGAAAUAAAAUGGAAGAAAUUAAUGUCCUCACAGAGUAAAGAAUACCCUGGUUAGCACUCGAAGGUAAAAUCAGGUAAGAGUUUGGGAGCCAGUUACAAGUUUAUAGUUAACAUUGUUAAGGGAAAUGGCAGUAUUUAUUAGUCAUGCAGGGAGAUUAGCACAUUAAAAUAUUUUCAUGUAGAAAUGAGCAGUUUGAAGUGAAGGACAAUAAAAAACACACCGAAAGAAAAAUAUAUUUCAGCAGAUUUAAAAAACUGAAAUAUAUUUGACAUAUAACAUUGUGUAAAUUUAAAGUGUAAGAUUUGGUAAUUCGUUACACAUAAAUAUUGUAAUAUGACUACAAUUCAGUUCAGUUCAGUUCAGUCGCUCAGUUGUGUCCAACUCUUUGAGACUCCAUGAAUUGCAGCACACCAGGCCUCCCUGUUCAUCACCAACUCCCGGAGUUCAGCA